Rhinichthys klamathensis goyatoka is the source of this 1142-nucleotide messenger RNA. It is a transcript of the gene tcf15, whose product is annotated as transcription factor 15. The transcript is spliced from 2 exons. The coding region runs from base 303 to 854 and encodes 183 amino acids. The record is from RefSeq and is a predicted model, not a curated record. Lineage: Eukaryota; Metazoa; Chordata; Actinopteri; Cypriniformes; Leuciscidae. Gene Ontology annotation, biological process: developmental process; regulation of transcription by RNA polymerase II. Gene Ontology annotation, molecular function: protein dimerization activity; DNA-binding transcription factor activity, RNA polymerase II-specific; RNA polymerase II transcription regulatory region sequence-specific DNA binding.
AUAGACCGUAGCUUUGUUUAUUUGCAUAUGACUGACCGCUCCUCCCUAUAAAAGACCGCGCGCACUUCUCCUGCUUUAGCUGCUCGCGCAUGGAAUGACUGUAAGGACGCACAUCAAGAGGAUCUUUUAACAUGUUAUGAGAUCGAUCAACUGCUGAAAGUACAUCAGAGAAACACACAUCAAGGUUUGGCGAUGCAGUGUUUGCGUGGCUAGUGCUUGACAACAAGCCAUCAUUUCCUUUUGGAUACUUUGGAUAAUUCCCUCUCGGUUUCAUCGAGCUCUUGUCCAAACCUUUUUUAGUAAUGGCAUUUGCCAUGCUGCGGCCCAUAGCGACUCAUCUAGCGUACUCGGAUGUUGCCAUGAUGUCCGAGGAUGAGGAAAACCGCAGCGAGAGCGACGGCAGCUCGGAGCAGAGCUACGGUUGCUGUCCCAGUGCGGAGAAGCGGCGGCGGAUGACACUCAAGUCCACGGUGGGCGGUGUGGUUAUAGUAAAGCAACGGAACGCAGCGAACGCGCGGGAACGCGAUAGGACGCAGAGCGUCAACACCGCUUUCACGGCGUUACGGACUCUUAUUCCCACCGAGCCAGUAGACAGAAAGCUGUCAAAGAUUGAGACUCUGCGCUUAGCCUCCAGUUACAUCUCACAUCUGGCCAAUGUGCUCCUGAUAGGGGAUGGAGGAGAGGACGCGCAGCCGUGCGUGAGCGCGGUGUACAGCGCGCAGGGCGACAGCGGAGGAAAGCAGCCGCGCACCAUAUGUACUUUCUGCCUCAGCAGCCAGAGAAAAGGGAUAAAGGACGGGACUGACUGCGUCCGCAUGCGGGGAAUCACGUCAUUGCGCGUGACACGCCGGUAGCAGCGGCAGCAGCGCGUGAGAUGAAACCGCCACUCAGGGAGCGCGAGAGGUGAGCGAGAUUCCUCGCGACGGAGAUUUUCGGAAGACUCGCCAUUCAAACAAGCGUUGGUUUUUGUAUUUGUACUUUUCUGUGUGUGUUUUGUACAGAGAUAUACGAACAUUUAAAAUGCAGUGCAUAAAAUAUAUUUUCCCUUUUCGUUUUCUUUUUUAAAAAGAGAAUUUAUACAUUUUAUACACAAAUUGUGAGAACACCAUGGUGAAAUAAAAUAUAUUUUUUCAAAUUUCAAA